AUGGCUGACUAUUCAACAAGACCAGCCUACUACGAUGAUGUUUCCAAUUCGAACCAACCCCCCGCACGCCAAGCCGUCAAGUUCUUGACGGCUGCCACUAUUGGAGUCACACUCUUGCUCUUGUCGGCGCUCACCCUCACCGGAACUGUUAUAGCCUUGAUCGUGGCAACCCCACUUUUGGUUCUGUUCAGUCAUCUGGUCCCUGCAGGGAUAGCUGUUUUCAUGGCUGCUUCUGGGUUUGUGUUCUCCGGCGGCUGCGGCGUUGCGGCCAUAGCUGCAUUGUCGUGGAUAUAUAACUACGUCACCGGCAAGUACCCGGCGGGUUCUGAUAGGCUUGAUAAUGCCGGCAGGUUGAUUGGGGACAAAGCCAAGGACUUUGCGACUUAUGGGCCGGGAAGGGCUCAGGAGGCCAUUAUGGGGCAUCAAGCUUAUGCGUCCGGUUAA
This is a messenger RNA of Neltuma alba, 444 nucleotides long. RefSeq names its product oleosin 16 kDa. The record is from RefSeq and is a predicted model, not a curated record. NCBI's taxonomy places the organism in Eukaryota, Viridiplantae, Streptophyta, Magnoliopsida, Fabales, Fabaceae. Gene Ontology annotation, cellular component: membrane; monolayer-surrounded lipid storage body. Gene Ontology annotation, biological process: lipid storage.